GGUCGGUGGUGGGGCCUGCCCCGCGUCCUGUCCGGUUGGUUACCCGUCCGUUCCUUGUCCUUGUUCGGCUCCUGCUGGCCGGAAAGGCGGAACUGAGUCACCGAGUGUCUAGGCUGGGACACGCUGACGGCCGAGAGCAGAAUACUUCUUUGGAAAUGAGUUGCACAAUUGAGAAGGCACUUGCUGAUGCUAAAGCCCUGGUGGAAAGGUUGAGAGACCAUGAUGACGCAGCAGAGUCUCUGAUCGAACAGACCACAGCUCUCAACAAGCGAGUAGAAGCAAUGAAGCAGUACCAGGAAGAAAUUCAAGAACUUAAUGAAGUUGCAAGGCAUCGACCUAGGUCCACGUUAGUUAUGGGAAUCCAGCAAGAAAACAGACAAAUCAGAGAACUGCAACAAGAGAACAAAGAAUUACGUACAUCCUUGGAAGAGCAUCAGUCCGCCUUGGAACUUAUAAUGAGCAAGUACCGAGAACAGAUGUUUAGACUGCUAAUGGCUAGCAAAAGAGAUGAUCCUGGGAUAAUAAUGAAGUUAAAAGAGCAGCAUUCCAAGGUAAUCCAUUCCAUAGUGGGGCUUCAGAUGGAAUAGAGGGACAAGUAUGGGAUUUAGAGUUUUUAAAAAUCACAGAUUUGCAUUAACACACUUUAAUAAUAUUAAAUACUGCAUCUUUUUCCUUGACAUAUUCUGCUUUUUCUUUUUCUAAUUCUUCAUUAUAUAUCAUUUUCUGUAGGAUUGGUUCUAAUGAUGAAAGCAU
Molecule: messenger RNA, 753 nt
Organism: Dipodomys ordii (Ord's kangaroo rat)
Lineage: Eukaryota; Metazoa; Chordata; Mammalia; Rodentia; Heteromyidae
Product: FGFR1 oncogene partner 2 homolog
Exons: 4
Coding region: 156-587 (143 amino acids)
Biological process (GO): response to wounding
Source: RefSeq, a predicted model, not a curated record